Messenger RNA from Alternaria viburni, 789 nucleotides. RefSeq lists its product as uncharacterized. Gene Ontology annotation, cellular component: mitochondrial inner membrane. NCBI's taxonomy places the organism in Eukaryota, Fungi, Ascomycota, Dothideomycetes, Pleosporales, Pleosporaceae. Bases 1 to 789 code for a protein of 262 amino acids. Gene Ontology annotation, molecular function: copper ion binding. The record is from RefSeq and is a predicted model, not a curated record. The transcript is spliced from 3 exons.
AUGUCUGCCGCAUCGCCAUUACGACAACUUCCCUCACGGUCGCUGGGAUCCUGGACUUGCCUGUCAUGCUCUCGCUCGCUCCAUAGGAUACCGCGCCCCCGCAAUCCCGCCUUGACCGCACGAAGAUGGAUGAACAGCACAAAUCCCGCGCGGCAGCAUGGCACCGUGCCAAGAAUGGACCAGAUGCAUGCGCAAUAUAAGAUGAAGAACCGCACAGUCAUGAACUAUGUCUUCAGUGUGAUAAUAGGCUUCACAGCGCUUAGUUAUGGCUCAGUGCCGUUUUACAAGAUGAUCUGCCAGGAAACCGGUUGGGGAGGCCAGCCCAUAAAAUCAGCGGCCCACGGCGGCGAUACUUCCGUCGAUCCCUCCGAGCGCCUAAAGCCCGUCGAACACCACCCACGUAUCCGAAUUACAUUCAACGGCUCCGUAUCCGACGUCCUACCGUGGAAGUUCGUUCCUCAACAACGCGAAGUCCGAGUCCUCCCCGGCGAGACCGCUCUCGCUUUCUACACCGCGACCAACAAAUCGUCAGAAGAUAUCAUUGGCGUAGCUACAUAUUCUGUCACACCAGGACAGGUCGCCCCAUACUUCAGCAAGAUCCAAUGUUUUUGCUUCGAAGAGCAGAGAUUAAAUGCUGGGGAAACGGUGGACAUGCCCGUCUUCUUCUACAUCGAUCCCGAAUUCACAAAGGAUAUUAACAUGAAGGGUAUUGCGACCGUCACACUGAGCUACACGUUCUUCAAGGCGAAGUACGACAAAGACGGACAUUUGACGCCUGUUCCUAUGUGA